Molecule: messenger RNA, 678 nt
Organism: Cylindrotheca closterium
Lineage: Eukaryota; Bacillariophyta; Bacillariophyceae; Bacillariales; Bacillariaceae
Source: the annotation of a GenBank genome assembly
AUGGCAAUGGUUCAAAAGAACAAGGAAGGAUUCACUCCAAGACAAGUCAAGGCUGCGAUGGAAGCGAGAAGUGCUAUUCACAUACUCAAUGCUCCAAGCACCAAAAAUCUGAAGUAUGUGAUCCGAUCUGGUCUCAUCAAGAACUGUCCUAUCACUGAAGAAGUGAUCAAUCAUGCCAAAGCCAUCUUUGGACCUGACGCAUCUACUUUGAAAGGCAAGUCAACAAGACCAACUCCAAAGAAGACACACGAUGACUUCUUCAGUCCACCAGAGGAAUUGUAUCAACAUAAUCGAACAAUUACUGUCUGUAUUGAUUACACGGAGAUCGGAGAUGCUAAGUUUCUCACCUACAUUGAUACCACUGUGCGUUAUUGCUCAUGUAUUCUCAUGCAGAACCUGAAGACUGAACCUAUAUUUGAAGCAUUGGAUAAGAUAUUCCGCCGCUACAACAAGGCAGGCUUUCAUGUCAAGACGAUCAAGUGUGAUUGGGCAUUCAUCCCUUUCACGGAUGAUAUGCUAGACAAUAUGGGUGUUACUAUUGACCCAACUGCAGCUGGAGACCACAAGCCUACAGCUGAGCGAAACAAUCAAACGCUGAAAGAAAGAGUCAGAGUAGCUCUUGCACAAUUACCCUACAAAGUGGUCCCAAAGGUGAUCACAGAAUGUCUUGGACGUUGA